GCGCGCUGAUUUGUACAAGCUGGCGCGCGCUUGUUUUCAGCACCAUGGAGAGCAACACCUGCUUAACAAGAAGGACUAAAAACACGAAGAAUUGUACUGUUCCGUUUUCAUGCAUUGGUUUGGUUCGAGAAUAUGUUGCUAUGCACGGUGCAGCCCCGGAAAAACACGAUGACAUCAGCUGCAGCUUAUGUGGUUAAAGUGACGUAAAGACUGAUGACAGCAUUGUUAUGUCCAUGUCCAAAGUGUGAGAAACAAUCAUCGACUUGUUCGCAGACACUGUGCCACAGAGGAUAUUGGUCCUGAAGGUCCACCCUGCUGUUGUUGUUUUACGUCACGUAAACGCUGCUCAGUGGAGAGCUAUAUCUUCGUUUCUGCGCUGAUAUGUGCUCACAGAAAACUACUAAAGUUCAAUCAAACAGGUGUGGGAAUGAUUCCAUCAAGUGUUUGUUUCUCCUCACACUUGACUGAAGGUGUGUGAUCGACAUUGUAAGUGUCAUGUUUAUUUCCGAUUGGGCGGCUGGUUGGACGUAUGUCAGACAUAUGCGCGCCGUGGGCGGGUGUCGACGUGUUUGUAAAAAAAGGAAAAAGGCGGAGGCGAGUGCAGCGGCUCAGUGUGUGGAUACGCGCAGAUAGGUGAUGGUAAGAAGAGACGUGAGUGGCGUCGGCCGCAGCUUCCCAAAGCUGUAGGCUUUGGCUGGGAGAGGCUUGGCACACCUCUGCCUCUCUGGACCCAAAACCACCUGUAUGGAUGAUCAGAACUACAGUGUGAUCCAUACGCUUUCACCUGCCAGGAGCACGGGCAACAACACCACAGAGAGUCGGGGUUAUGAGGUGGAGAGGGGCGUCAUGACGGUGGAAAACAUGCUGGAGGACACCGCCGUCCUCUCGGCGCCUCACCUGUCCGUGGAUCGAUACGAGCGCAGCCGCCAGGGAUGCUGCGAGCGCGUGGUGAUCAACAUUUCGGGUUUACGCUUCGAGACGCAACUGAAAACUUUCAACCAGUUUCCAGAAACGCUGCUGGGGGAUCCGAGGAAAAGGAUGCGCUACUUUGACCCACUGAGGAACGAGUACUUCUUUGACAGGAACAGACCCAGCUUUGAUGCCAUCCUAUACUACUACCAGUCAGGGGGGCGCAUACGGAGACCUGUUAACGUCCCCAUUGAUAUUUUCUCUGAGGAAAUCCGCUUCUAUCAGCUCGGGGAGGAGGCCAUGGAGAAAUUCCGCGACGAUGAAGGGUUUAUAAAAGAAGAGGAGCGCGUGCUGCCCAAACAUGAGUUCCAAAAGGAGGUUUGGCUUUUAUUUGAGUAUCCUGAGAGCUCGGGGCCAGCUCGGGGGAUCGCGAUCGUUUCAGUGCUUGUUAUUUUGAUUUCCAUUGUGAUUUUCUGCAUUGAGACUCUUCCCGAGUUCAGGGAUGAUAGGGACCAAGCCACAGUGGCACCCACGGUAAAUGGCACGGCCCCCCACGUGCCAAACCCGUUCACAGACCCCUUCUUCGUCAUAGAGACUCUGUGCAUCAUUUGGUUCUCUUUCGAGUUGCUGGUUCGGUUCUUCGCCUGCCCCAGCAAAACUACCUUUUCCAAAAACAUCAUGAAUAUCAUUGAUAUCGUGGCCAUCAUCCCCUACUUUAUCACUCUGGGGACCGAGCUGGCCGAGACGCAGACCAACAGUGGGCAGCAGGCCAUGUCUCUCGCCAUCCUGAGGGUGAUCAGGCUGGUGAGGGUCUUCCGCAUCUUUAAGUUGUCACGACACUCAAAGGGACUUCAGAUUUUGGGUCAGACACUCAAAGCGAGCAUGAGGGAGCUCGGCUUGCUCAUAUUUUUCCUCUUCAUCGGAGUUAUCCUCUUCUCAAGCGCGGUUUACUUUGCAGAAGCGGACGACCCCACGUCCAGCUUCACCAGCAUCCCAGACGCGUUUUGGUGGGCAGUGGUCACCAUGACUACAGUGGGAUACGGGGACAUGCAUCCGGUGACCAUCGGGGGUAAAGUAGUGGGGUCUCUGUGCGCAAUAGCAGGCGUGUUGACCAUCGCCUUACCCGUGCCAGUGAUUGUGUCCAACUUCAACUACUUCUACCACAGGGAGACGGACGGAGAGGAGCACCCGCAGUACGUGCACACGGACAGCUGUGAGCACCUCCCCGCUGAGGAGCUGAGGAGGUCGUGCAGCUCCUCGUCUCUCAGCAAGUCCGAGUACAUGGUGAUAGAGGAGGGCAUCAACAGCGCGUUCAAACAGCCCAACUUCAGCACCGAGAACAACCAAAACUGCGUGAACAUCAAAAAGAUCUUCACAGACGUGUAGCCGAAAAUGAGCCACACACAGGAUCAUUUGUGGAGCAUGAAGACAUAAUAGCUAUAAUAUUAUUUUUAUAUAUAACCAAUCGUUACGUGUCAGUCCAUAUCUGUGGGUGAGCGCUGCGUAAAAUGUCCAUUUUAACAAGCUUUGUCGUUCAAUUUAAUAAUGAGGAAUUCAGAUUCUACUUGUUUCCAGUGUACAUUCACGUGUUUGGAGUAUUUCUCACAAGUAUUCAUAUGACUUAUAAAAACAUUUGCACUGGAAACGUGUUGUCAAGAAAUUAAAAAGUUAUUGUCUUGUUAAAACCGACAUUUUUUUUUGCAGUUUCUAGCCUAAUGCCACUCGAUGCCUACAUAUCUUUAUGUAUUUAUGUAAAUGCGGAAGUUGUUGAUGUUUAUGAUUGGGAUAUACACGUGUAGCAUAGUCUAUAUUUGCAUUUACCCGCCAGUCUUAAAAAACGACGUCUUGUGCUUCGUGCAGAGAAAAUAAGUUUAAAUGUCCAGUAACGUAAUAAAUAAUAAACUAUAGUAACUUAAAUAGCCCAAAAAGUCUGUUAAGGUUAUUAAAUAUCAUAACCUGUCCACAUGUCGGACUCUGAGUCUUGUGCAGCUUGUUAUUCAGGUAAUAACACUAUACGUGGUGUCGAUGGAAACGCUUAUCAUGAACAAUAAGUCGAGCUUUUCAUAAAAUUGUAUUUUUUACUCACAACUGCCUAUAUUAAAUAAACCAGAAAUGAGAAGGUC
Labrus bergylta (ballan wrasse) is the source of this 3032-nucleotide messenger RNA. Its product is annotated as potassium voltage-gated channel subfamily A member 3. Gene Ontology annotation, biological process: potassium ion transmembrane transport; protein homooligomerization. The record is from RefSeq and is a predicted model, not a curated record. Gene Ontology annotation, cellular component: voltage-gated potassium channel complex; membrane. Gene Ontology annotation, molecular function: delayed rectifier potassium channel activity; protein binding. NCBI's taxonomy places the organism in Eukaryota, Metazoa, Chordata, Actinopteri, Labriformes, Labridae.